Messenger RNA from Aspergillus heteromorphus CBS 117.55, 1428 nucleotides. RefSeq names its product phosphoesterase-domain-containing protein. Gene Ontology annotation, biological process: phospholipid catabolic process. Gene Ontology annotation, molecular function: hydrolase activity, acting on ester bonds. Lineage: Eukaryota; Fungi; Ascomycota; Eurotiomycetes; Eurotiales; Aspergillaceae. The record is from RefSeq and is a predicted model, not a curated record. The coding region runs from base 1 to 1428 and encodes 475 amino acids. The transcript has 4 exons.
AUGGCUUCCGUGGCUGCUCUUUUCGCCCUGGCCGGCCUGGCCGCUGGUGCUACCAUCACCACCACCGAGCCCCCGCUUGCUGCCAUCCAGAGAGCCCAGGCGACCACUGUGCCUCAGACCUGGACUUCCAACGUCACGGGUAAGGCCUUCGACCGUUUCUACCAGGUGUGGCUCGAGAACGUUGACUACAACAAUGCUGCCAACGACACCAACCAGCAGUGGCUGGCCAGCAAGGGUAUCACCCUGACCAACUACUACGGUGUUGGCCACACCUCGCAGCCCAACUACUGCGCUGCUGCUAGCGGUGACAACUACGGCAUGGACAACGACAACUUCCAUGACAUUCCUUCCAAUGUCUCCACCGUGGCUGACCUGCUCAACCUGAAGGGCAUCUCCUGGGGAGAGUACCAGCAGCACAACCCCUACCCCGGGUUCCAGGGGUACAACUACUCCAACCAGGUGACCUACGCCAAUGACUACAUGCGCAAGCACAACCCCUUGGUCCUUUUCGACACCAUAUCGGCCAACGACACCGCUCUGCGUCUGAUCAAGAACUUCACCAGCUUCGACGAUGAUCUUAAGAACCACGAGCUCCCCCAGUGGGCCUUCAUCACCCCUAACAUGACCAACGACGCCCACGACACCAACAUCACCUUCGGCUCCAAGUGGCUGCGCAGUUUCGUCGAGCCUCUCAUGAACAACACAUACUUCUGGGACAACACUCUGCUGCUGCUGACCUUCGACGAGACCGAGACCUACGGUGUUCCCGAGGCCGAUAUCUACAACGACCGCAAUCGCGUGUUCAGCAUUCUCCUGGGUGGUGCUGUCCCCAAGGAGCUGAUCGGCACCAAGGACGAGACCGUCUACACCCACUACUCCACCCUGGCCUCGGUCCAGGCCAACUGGGGUCUUCCCUCCCUCGGCCGCUGGGACUGCGGAGCCAACCUGUUCAGCUUCGUUGCUGACACGGUCGGCUACACCAACUGGGAUGUCGAUGCCACCAACCUCUACAUCAACCAGUCUCUCCCCGGUCCCCUCGAGCAGUGGGGCUACUCCAAGUACCGCGCCAACUGGCCCAUCCCCACCACCAACGACACCUGCUCCGCCGGCAACGGUAUCCUGCAGUCCGUCAUCGACGCCUACAAGGGCCAGGCCCCGACCUACAACUACACCGCCCCCUUCCCCUACGAUGCCGCCUACGGUCUGGAUGUGAAUAUCCCCUACACCCGCAACGGCACCACCUACGUCUCCGGUGUCAACACCACCGGAACUGUUGGAUAUGACACCAACAUCACCACCACCAGCAGCAACUCCUCUGCCUCUGCCUCGGCUUCCGCUGCUGCCAGCGCUGGCGCCGCCUCGGCCAUGACCAUCCCCGCUGCUGGCUCCGUGGUUGCCGCGUUCGCUGCUCUCGUGGCCUUCCUCUAA